UUGGUUUGAAAACCCAUCCAUUCGCUCUAACUCCCACUCCUCAUCCGCCAUUCUCGCUCUCGUUAUUUCGCUAUCCUCCUCUGAUUUGAGCCCUUUAGAGACGAGAAGAUCAUCGGAUUGAGCUCUCUCAGAUCAUCGAUGGCGUCGCCGACCUCUGAUCCGGAGCGGCCCAAGUUGUCCUUCUUUUCUAGGGUUUCAGAUAACAAUGUGAUGGAGAGCGCGGCAGAUAGUUCAAGAGAAGCUCUUAUCAGCGGCGAUGGAUUAUCGGAUGCCUAUUCCGUUUGGGCUGUGAUGAUCUCGUUUUUUUUCCCAGCUUUAGGAGGGUUGCUUUAUGGCUAUGAUAUUGGCGCGACAUCAGGUGCAACAAUAUCUAUAGAGUCGCCCACAUUAAGCGGAACUACGUGGUACAAUUUGAACUCCAUCGAGAUUGGUCUUGUGGCCAGUGGUUCAUUAUAUGGGGCUCUGAUUGGUUCGGUUUUGGCAUUUACUGUUGCGGAUUUCUUAGGAAGACGGCGGGAGCUAAUUCUAUCCUCUGUGCUGUAUCUUAUUGGGGCUCUAGUGACUGCAUUUGCACCCAGUUUCCCUAUCAUGGUUGUUGGACGAUUUGUGUAUGGUAUAGGAAUUGGGCUGGCAAUGCAUGGUGCUCCAAUGUAUAUCGCAGAAACUGCCCCAAGCAAAAUAAGAGGUCGACUCAUCUCUAUGAAAGAGCUCUUUAUUGUUGUUGGAAUGCUUCUUGGUUAUUUGUUCAGUAGUCUAUAUGUUAAUAUGGUCGCUGGAUGGCGUUAUAUGUAUGCUACCAGUUCACCGAUUUGCGUGGUAAUGGGAAUUGGUAUGUGGUGGUUGCCACCAUCACCUCGUUGGCUGCUUCUUUGUGCAAUACAGGAAAAUGGAAGUUUGCCAGAAGCAAAAGAAAUAGCUAUAUGCAGUUUGUGUCGGCUGAGGGGUCAGCCUGUGAAUGCAUCAUCUUCUGAGGAAGUUGAUGCCAUUCUGGCUGAGCUUUCGUAUGUUGAUGAAGUGGGCAAAGCAACUCUGAAGGAAAUUUUUCAAGGAAAAUGCCUGAAAGCCCUAAUUAUUGGUGCGGGGCUGGUCUUUUUUCAGCAGGUCACUGGGCAACCGAGCGUGCUGUAUUAUGCAGCAACAAUUUUUCAGAGUGCAGGGUUUUCUUCUGCAUCUGAUGCAACCCGUGUCUCAAUUCUGCUUGGGUUAUUAAAGUUGGUCAUGACUGGAGUUGCGGUACUUGUGGUGGACAAACUUGGAAGAAGGCCUUUACUAAUUGGAGGUGUUAGUGCAAUGGCUAUCUCUCUGUUCUUGUUGUCAUCGUAUUAUGCGUUGCUGAAAGAUUUGUCCUUAGUUGCUGUAGUUGCGUUGUUGCUAUAUGUUAGUUGUUAUCAGUUGUCUUUUGGCCCCAUUGGUUGGUUGAUGAUUUCGGAGGUUUUCCCUUUACGGCUAAGAGGGAAAGGUUUAAGCAUCGCUGUUCUUGUUAACUUUGCGUCAAAUGCAUUGGUGACUUUUGCUUUCUCACCAUUGGAGGCGUUGUUAGGAACCGCAAUCUUAUUCGCUGGCUUUGGAGUGAUUACUUUGAUCUCACUUAUCUUUAUAUACUUCAUCAUCCCAGAGACAAAAGGGCUCACUCUGGAGGAAAUUGAGGCAAAGAUUUUAUAGAUGUUUUAAUCAUAGUCAUUUGGUUGGUUUGAUGGUUUUCCCUAUUUAAAAUAAAUCAAGCUUUUGCUGGCCGGUGCCUGAAGUUCCACAAGCGAACCACAUAGAAAGCGGGCAGGUAUUUAAUAUAUUUUAAACUCAACAGCUCAGAGCUCCAACAAACCAUUUCUAUUCUAUCUGCUUAAUUUGGUUACUGGUAAUAUAUGUACAUAUUAAAGGCUACUGCUUGAUGUGUCAAUAUAGUUCUAUUAAGCAUAAAAAAGGUUAGGCUAUUGCACAAAGUUCAUUAAUUGUUUUUUUCUUUUGUGCAUCAAUGUGCAAGCUUUGAAGGUC
Messenger RNA from Dioscorea cayenensis subsp. rotundata (Guinea yam), 1992 nucleotides. RefSeq names its product D-xylose-proton symporter-like 2. Gene Ontology annotation, cellular component: membrane. Bases 139 to 1662 code for a protein of 507 amino acids. Gene Ontology annotation, biological process: transmembrane transport. The record is from RefSeq and is a predicted model, not a curated record. The transcript has 14 exons. Gene Ontology annotation, molecular function: fructose transmembrane transporter activity. Lineage: Eukaryota; Viridiplantae; Streptophyta; Magnoliopsida; Dioscoreales; Dioscoreaceae.